GAAGCCAAGGUUAGAUUAGAAGUGACGAAGUGACAUCUUUAUAUUUUUGUAUCUGUUCUAUUUAUAUCUAAAAGAAGAUUGUUGUACAGCAAUGAGUGAUGUUAAGGAAACGCCGUGUAGGCUUUGCCUUAAAAAUAUAACCGAUGAAAAUUUUGAAGUGGUAGACAACAUUAUCAGAGACAUGCUAGAUGUUCUUUUGCUGAAAUUGAAAUUUGAUAACGAGAAGAGAGAGGUUAUAUGUAAAGUAUGUAGAAGAAAGUUAAGUAUGGCGUCAGAAUUUAAAUCAACAUGUAUGAAUACUGAUAAGGCAAUUAUUCCUUAUGUCGAUAGCGAAAAAAUGUUACAGCUCGACCUAAGAGAAGUGUACACGCAGGAAAAGAAAAGGGAGUUAGUUGAUAUUUCUUGCACUCGGAAAAUAUGUCGACUGUGUAUGCACCCAGUAGAAAGUGAGGUUAGGUGCAUACGUGAAGAGGAACUUGAAGCUAUUGAGAAAUUGGCUCCUGAAAUGAAUAUAAAUAUCAUCAAAGAUCCCGUUGUUUGUAAGCCAUGCUUCGAUUCUCUGUGUACCCAUAACAGUUUCCUUAAAGAUUGUUCAGAGUUAGAAGAAAAAAUUAAAAGUAACUUUGAUAGUUCAGCCACAGGAAGUCAAAUAGAUACGUCUUCACUUGAUAUAUUCGUUAAGACUGAAAACCUGGAUGAGGCAUUUGAUAUUAACGAUAUGGAAAUGUCCAUCAAAGCUGAAUAUGUGGACAUAAAAUCGGAAGUUGAGGAAAGGAG
This is a messenger RNA of Anoplophora glabripennis (Asian longhorned beetle), 777 nucleotides long. RefSeq lists its product as uncharacterized. Gene Ontology annotation, cellular component: nucleus. The annotation marks the transcript as partial. Gene Ontology annotation, molecular function: zinc ion binding. The record is from RefSeq and is a predicted model, not a curated record. Lineage: Eukaryota; Metazoa; Arthropoda; Insecta; Coleoptera; Cerambycidae. The transcript has 3 exons.